Molecule: messenger RNA, 1892 nt
Organism: Talaromyces stipitatus ATCC 10500
Lineage: Eukaryota; Fungi; Ascomycota; Eurotiomycetes; Eurotiales; Trichocomaceae
Product: transcription factor RfeF, putative
Exons: 4
Coding region: 131-1747 (538 amino acids)
Source: RefSeq, a predicted model, not a curated record
CCUUGUCUUUUAGCUCACCCCUCUCUCAACUCUCCUUCUCUUUACUUUUACAAUCAGUCGCUGUCGUUGAUUUUAUCGUUGCAUUCAUCCCUUUCUAUUUAUCGUUUCUCUGUUUCAUUUCAUCUUCACCAUGUCCCGCCCGUACGGACAGUAUCCAGGCCAGCAACCUCCAUACCCUGCUACGUCAUCCCCGCAACCACCUUAUCCCGCAUACAGUCCUGGCCCUCCUCCUCAACAGCCACCACCUCCUUCUAUCACACCAGGAUAUCCUCCUCAGCAAUCACAGUAUAAUCAGCAGCUACAGCAGGGUGGUUACUCGAGACCCCCCGCGCCUCUGCCACAAUACGGUGGUGGUACUACCCCGCAACCACAGCAGUCUUAUGGUCAACCCCCUCCAGGACCGGGACAGCAAUUGCCUUAUCCACCUAGUUAUAACAAUCCUGGCGGCUCCUAUGGCGCGUAUCCUCCACAAGGACCUCCAGCAGGAUCAGGCAACUAUGGCGCUCCGUGUUCAGGAGGUUAUAGCGGCCCAGCUCGCACUGCCACACCUCAAGAACUCUCAACAUACAGGAACCUUUUGAUCGCAACCAUCCAAGAGCGACAGCUUCAACCAUUCUACCCACCCGAUAAACUAGAACAUGUCGUCCGAGGUCUUGAAAGUGCGCCCGACCGUAUUCAGCAGCUUAUGCGUGAAUGGAAUGUCGGCCAGGAAGUCGCCAUGGACGUCGUUAAAUUGGCUCUGUUCGAUACUGUGAUCUACGUCGACGAUAGUGGCUCCAUCCAAUUCGAAGAAGAUGGAAGCCGAUUGACUCAACUGAGACAGAUUCUUGGUCUCAUUGCCACGGCAGCAUCCAAAUUCGACUCUGACGGUGUCACUAUUCGAUUCAUGAACUCCGACGAACGAGGCGACCAUAUCCGCAGCCGCGAAGAUGCCGAAGCCCUUGUGUCACGUGUCCGUUUCUCCGGUCUUACACCAAUGGGUACCAGUUUAAAGAACAAGGUCUUAGAUCCCUUAGUCACCGGUCCUGCUCGAGCUGGUCGUCUUGAAAAGCCUGUUCUGGUUAUCACGAUUACUGAUGGUCAACCUGCUGGUGAGCCGCACGGCGCUGUUAAAGAUGCUAUCCGCUCUGCUACGGACGAGUUGAGUCGUUCUCGCUACGGUCGUGGUGGUGUGAACUUUCAGUUUGCGCAGGUCGGCACUGAUUUGCAUGCACGUCAGUUUUUGGCUAAGCUUGAUGAGGAUCCUAGCCUUGGUGGAUUGGUUGAUUGUACUUCUAGUUUCGAAGUUGAGCAGGAUGAAAUGGCACGAGCAAACCCACCUGUUAACCUCACACGAGAGCUCUGGGUCGCCAAAGUCAUGCUCGGAGCCAUCGACUCGUCCUAUGACACCAAAGACGAAAAAGCACAAGCUACCCCCGCACCAGUAGGAGGUCAAUACGGCGGCGGUGGUUAUGGCCAAGCACCUCCAUACGGUCAACCCCAAGGCGGAUAUCCGCCACAACAAGGAGGAUACGGUCACCCCCCUCAACAAGGAGGAUAUGGUCAACCUCCUCAGCAAGGAUAUGGCCAACCGCCUCAACAGGGAGGAUAUGGCCAACUCCCGCCUCCACAGCAGGGAUACGGACAACCAACCCAGCAGCAGUACGGUGGAUACGGAUCCCCUCCACCUGGCCAGGGGGGACCAUAUGGUCAGCCUGGAUAUCCGCCUCAGCAGGGAUAUGGUGCGCCACCUCCUCGUCGGUAUUAGUUUCAAUCCUUUAGUUUGAUGACAUAGUUAUCUGAACUCUGCUGUGAUGAUGGGAGUCAAGAAAACGCAAGGAGAAGCGAGGUUGAUGAUGGCUCUGUAUAGUGUAUGAAAUGACUUGCAAAAUUCAUAUCCUUAUUACUUCAGU